CCAGAGCCAGAAGCAACAGAACCGACAGGGGAGACACGGCCAGUCCUGGAAGGUAAAUCCUGUCAUUUUCGACGAGCCAGAGGCCAUCGGGCUUGAACCAGGACCACAAUCGUUCAGGGAUCGUCAGAUGUCAGCGUCGUCGUCAGCACCGACGAUGAAAGCUGGCCAAAUGCGAGCUGCGACCAUGUCUGGUAUCGCGCACGAACAGUCGUCGAUUGAUACCAAGUUCUCUUUGUCAACUCUUCGCUCGCAAGACACUAUCACCAUCACCACAUCCGAGCCUCCUCCUCCUUCUCAUCCGAUAGAUACCUCCUCUUCAACGCCUAUUGUGCAUACAACGGACUACCUGCAGCCUCCACCACCAUCAAUACAUGUCCAUCGUCCAACAAGACGGAAUACAACAGGCUCGACGUUACAGACAUUGCCUUCGCGGUUAGGCCCUGGUCCAGGUCCGCAUAUGUCGCUGCAUCCUCAGUAUGGAUCGCAUCCGCACGGCGUUUAUGAUCAAGUUGAUGUCGACGACGUCGCCAGUGACAUUCAGCUCCACGCAGAGAAGAUACGACGCGAACGUAUGGAGAAGCGGGCCAAGCAACAGCAGGCAGAAGCUGCUUUGACGCGGACGGAGACCACCAAAAAGGGCGAGGAUGUACCGCUUGUCGGGAACUUGAUUGGCGAGGAUCAUGUUAACUAUGUCUUGAUGUAUAACAUGUUGACGGGUAUUCGCAUUGGUGUCUCACGGUGUCAAGCCAAAAUCAAGCGGCCACUAACUGACGAUGACUUCACUGCCCGACAUAAAUUCUCGUUUGACAUCGUCGGUAACGAGCUCACGCCAUCAGCAAGAUACGACUUCAAAUUUAAAGACUACGCUCCUUGGGUUUUUCGUUCGUUACGUGAAGAGUAUUUCCAUCUCGAUCCCGCCGACUACCUUCUCUCCCUCACUUCGAAGUAUAUUCUAUCGGAACUAGGCUCUCCUGGAAAGUCAGGGUCUUUUUUCUAUUUCUCUCGCGACUAUCGAUUCAUAAUCAAGACGAUACGGCACAGCGAGCACAAAUUCCUACUUAAGGUUCUGAAACAGUACUACAACCAUGUGAAGGAGAACCCGCAUACGCUGCUGAGUCGGUUUUAUGGGUUGCAUCGGGUCAAACUGCCGAGAGGGAGGAAGAUUCAUUUUGUGAUCAUGAACAAUUUGUUCCCGCCGCACAAGGAUGUUCAUGAAACGUACGAUCUAAAAGGGAGCACAGUGGGGAGAGAGUAUCCGGAGGAGCUCAGGAGGGAUAAGAACAAUCCGGUUUUGAAAGACAUGAAUUGGAUCAACAAGGGCCUGAAGUUGGAGCUGGGCCCUGAGAAGCGUGCUCUGUUAACGGAACAGUUGAGGAGAGAUAAGGAGAUGUUGAAGGCCAUCGAUGUGAUGGAUUACAGUUUGUUGGUUGGGAUACACAACAUGCGGAGAGGGAACCGGGAUAACGUUCGGAAGAACACGCUGAAAGUCUUCGACCCCGAUAUUCCUCAUACUCAUCGUCGCAGACCCACUUUGAGCGGUGGUUCGGUGAACCACCAGCAUAAAGCGAAAGGGGGGACGUUCUCACCGGAAGCCAUUGCAAUGCGACGGGCAAUGCGCGAGUCCGACCCCAAACGUCUUGGCAAGGGCACAAUACGCCUACCCGAGGAAGACACGGGGGAGCGGCAACAUUUCAUCUUUUAUCAAGAUGAAGGCGGCCUACGUGCGACGGACGAGACAAACGAGAACAUGGAUACCAUAUAUUACCUCGGCGUCAUCGACAUCCUCACACCGUAUAGCGUUGUCAAGAAGCUGGAGCAUUUUUGGAAGGGCUUGAGUGCAGACCGACAUAAGAUCAGUCCCGUGCCGCCACCGGAAUAUGCAGAUCGGUUCUUUACAUUUAUGAAGGCCAUCAUGCGGGGUGGAGAGGGGGGCGAGUCUUUUAAGCCUUAAUCUUGCAUUUUUGACCCGGUAUACCGUGUUUCUUUUAUUCUAAUCUAAUGACCCCUCACGCACGCACAAAUUUUUAUUGCUCCUCAUUAUUAUUAUCAAGACGAGGACUCUUUUUGGACAUCCCCGGAUAAUCACUUUGUAACUCACCACUUCUUUUUUGGUUUUUUGGUCUAAUAACCUCACCCUGCGACACUCAUUAUACAGUUGUCCAUUGCCACCCACAUUCCUUUGCACCUACAUAUUUCACCAUCUCUGUCGCUUUU
Messenger RNA from Desarmillaria tabescens, 2214 nucleotides. RefSeq names its product SAICAR synthase-like protein. The coding region runs from base 128 to 1951 and encodes 607 amino acids. Lineage: Eukaryota; Fungi; Basidiomycota; Agaricomycetes; Agaricales; Physalacriaceae. Gene Ontology annotation, molecular function: 1-phosphatidylinositol-4-phosphate 5-kinase activity. The record is from RefSeq and is a predicted model, not a curated record. Gene Ontology annotation, cellular component: plasma membrane. Gene Ontology annotation, biological process: phosphatidylinositol phosphate biosynthetic process. The transcript has 3 exons.